AUGGUGGAGUUCCCUCUCGAUCCAACUCUGUCGAAGAUGUUAAUCGUAUCUGAAGGAAUGGGUUGCAGUGAUGAAAUACUCACAGUCGUCUCAAUGUUAUCAGUUCCAGCCAUAUUUUUCCGGCCGAAGGGUCGAGAGGAAGAUGCGGACUCGAAAAAAGAGAAAUUUCAGGUGCCCGAGAGUGAUCAUUUGUCGUUUUUGAAUGUUUACUUGCAAUGGCGUUUGCAUAAAUAUUCAACGAAAUGGUGCAACGAUAACUUCAUACAUGCGAAAGCGAUGCGUAAAGUUCGCGAGGUGCGUGCUCAAUUGAAAGAUAUAAUGGAGGAUCAAAAAAUCAAGUUGAUAUCGUGUGGGACAGAAUGGGACAUCAUUCGAAAAUGUAUUUGUUCAGCGUAUUUCCAUAACGCUGCGAGGCUCGUUUUUUUUGACAUUUUCUGA
This is a messenger RNA of Anisakis simplex (herring worm), 438 nucleotides long. Lineage: Eukaryota; Metazoa; Nematoda; Chromadorea; Rhabditida; Anisakidae. The record is from the annotation of a GenBank genome assembly.